CGGGGCCGAGCGCUCUGCGCGCGGGUGGACGGGUGGGGGCCAGCCCGGAGAGCCGCCGGCCUCCAGCGACGUCCCCAGUGCGGCCACUGCCCACCUCCCCCACUGCCCGGUGCGCCUCCUCCGGGUGGCUUCUUGGCUCCGAGAAAGUUGCAUAAUUGCGAGGUCAGGAGGACCCUCCCCCUCCGGCCGGGCUGCCUGCUGGGCGUCCGCGGUCCCGAGGCGGACACCUAACUGUCUGCCCCACUUCUCCCCCCAGCCUCCUCCGGCUCCGAUUUAAGAUAAAAGGCUGAUCUGAGCUUUCUCCUUAUAGAAGAUGAAUCCGUCCUCAGCUCCCCCUCCGCUCCCGCCACCCGGGCAGCAAGUGAUCCACGUCACGCAGGAUCUGGACACGGACCUCGAAGCCCUCUUCAACUCUGUCAUGAACCCCAAGCCCAGCUCAUGGCGGAAGAAGAUCCUGCCAGAGUCCUUCUUCAAGGAGCCGGAUUCGGGAUCGCACUCGCGCCAGUCCAGCACUGACUCCUCGGGCGGCCACCCGGGGCCCAGGCUGGCUGGCGGCGCCCAGCACGUCCGCUCGCACUCGUCGCCCGCAUCGCUGCAGCUCGGCACCGGCGCGGGCGCGGCCGCCAGCCCCGCGCAGCAGCACGCGCACCUUCGCCAGCAGUCCUACGACGUGACCGACGAGCUGCCGCUGCCCCCGGGCUGGGAGAUGACCUUCACGGCCACUGGCCAGAGGUACUUCCUCAAUCACAUAGAAAAAAUCACCACGUGGCAAGACCCUAGGAAGACGAUGAAUCAGCCCCUGAAUCAUCUGAGCCUCCACCCUGCCGUCACUUCCACUCCAGUGCCCCAGAGGGCCAUGGCCGUGUCCCAGCCAAACCUGGUGAUCAAUCACCAGCACCAGCAGCAGAUGGCACCCGGCACCCUGAACCACCCUGUUCAGAACCCACCAGCGGGGCUCAUGAGUCUGCCCAGUGCACUUACCACUCAGCAGCAGCAGCAGCAGAAACUGCGGCUCCAGAGGAUCCAGAUGGAGAGAGAGAGGAUCCGAAUGCGCCAAGAGGAGCUCAUGCGGCAGGAAGCCGCCCUCUGCAGGCAGCUCCCGAUGGAAGCCGAGACAAUGGCCACUGUUCAGGCUGCUGUCAACCCGCCCGCCAUGACCACAGACAUGAGAUCCAUCACCAAUAAUAGCUCAGAUCCUUUCCUCAAUGGGGGGCCCUACCACUCGCGGGAGCAGAGCACAGACAGCGGCCUGGGCUUGGGCUGCUACAGCGUCCCCACGACUCCUGAGGACUUCCUUGGCAAUGUGGAUGAGAUGGAUACAGGAGAAAAUGCAGGUCAGACGCCUAUAAACAUCAACCACCAGCAGACCCGCUUCCCUGAUUUCCUUGACUGUCUUCCGGGAACAAACGUUGACCUAGGAACUUUGGAAUCUGAAGAUCUGAUCCCCCUCUUCAAUGAUGUAGAGUCUGCUCUGAGCAAAAGCGAGUCCUUUCAGACCUGGCUGUAGUCGCUGCUGUUCCCCGCAUUCCUGUGACAGAUGAUGCAGAAGUGUGUCUGCAGAAUUGUGUCUGCAGAAUUACUCUUUUCCCUCGGCUGCCCCUUGCUAUGCUUUAUGGACAUUAGUUGACAUUUAUGCAUCCAUUUAUUGUAAACCAUAACAAGCUGACCACAGGUAGUAAAUUCAAGCGGGCAUCUUGGUCCAGGAAAUGUACACAAAAUUAGACCUGAUUUACAGUUAAAAAACUGUGCUAAUGACAGUAGUACCAAAUGCUUUAAAACCUAUUUACCGUGAGCUUUAAAAAUCAUUGUAUGGAUAGUAAAAUUCUGCUGUAUGGAAUACAAUGUAUUUUGAAUCCAUGCUGGCUGUGAUCGCUCUUCCUGCUCUGUAUUUACAAAGGCACAGACAGUCCUAUCAUAGUUUACUUUUCAUUGUGUUACUGAGUAGCAUCUAGAGGGCUUCGUCUUCCAGCAGGACAGUAGCAGCAGCAUUAGAGUUCCGACCUGGAGACCUUGUGAAAGAGACCAGUCUGUACUAAUCAUGAGCAUUUAUUAAACAACAAAAAAAAAUUUAUUGCAACAUACAUUUGUUAACAGUGCAACUUCGAAUUUGGUGUUUAUUUAGAGAACACUGCUGUUAUAGCUGAUGGCAAAGGGCAGCCAUCUGUGUUUGAGAAAUCAGAGCCAACUGUAGUGUUGGCCUUUUGAAACUCUUCUGAAGACCUGGGGGGUUCAACCUGAUGGCACAUACAGUAAGCUGUUGCUUUUCAAAUUCUGAAGCCUUGUCAGUUUUGCUUUCAAGAUUGCAAGUGUUUAAAAUAAGCCUACCUAUGCAACUGUUUGAAGGAUGAAGCAAAUCUCUAACCAACAUGUAACCAAAGUGCCCUCUUAGGGGAGAUGGUGGAGACAUGUUUCUGAAUGCAGUAAAAUUGAUUCCUAAGUAUAUCAGCCUAACCCUGUUUGCUGCAGUGGGUAUAGAAAGGCCCGAGCUAUGUAUUCAAUACCUCCUAUAUAAUAACCAAAAACUUUAUUAGCUUUUAAGGACUGAGAGAACAUCAUGUUCGCCUGGCACGCAGUCUACCUGCAUUGCCAAUGAAGUCCUCAACUGUUUAAUAUUUUGAAUGACAUUAUUUAUAACCUAUGAAUUUAACCUUUUUUUAAAAAAAUUAAUGAUUCAGGUCUCUUGAGAGGAACCUUUCAAUCCCCGUUGAGAGAGGGGGCUUUAUUUGUUGGUGAUCUUACAUAAGAUCAUAUGAUCCUUUUCUAGCUAUCAGACUAUAGCAUAGACUACACUUGGUCUUGUUGGACAGAAAGCAAGUGAAAGGGUCGGGGAUGAAGCAGUGAAGUUACAGGAUGUAGUGGAAGGGACAGUUGUUGGGAAAGGGAUUUUAAGUAGAAGAGGAAUAGAACCCCAGUAGCAAGUCAGGCAGGAGGUGUGAGAGGUGCCCUGAAAGGACAAAGCAACGAUUUUCUACUACAACCUUCACUCCAGAUGACUCUGUUGUAGAAGAAAAGAGGGCUUUGGCACACUUCACUUGGGAGAAGAGUGAAGGGCCGGGCUGCGGUCUCCUGUCCGUAUUAACCAGUGGGCGGCCCGGGGCAGAGACCUGCUGCAGCCCCCGACGCUCGGAUCUCUUCUUCCUCACGGACUGUGCUUUAUGUUCCAAUAAUUCCUUUUGCUCUCUCAAGCACUCUGAGAUGUUUAUGUUGCUACUAAAUUGAAAGGGAGCACUCUUUCUUUUUUUUUUUGUAAUAAGAAAAAAUUGCAAAAAGAGUUGUACAUUCUAAGAAAAAAAUAAGGGACCUAAGAAAACUCAGCAGUGUUACUGUAUUUUAAAAAAAUAUUUUUAUAGAGGCAUUUUCAGGUUAUUAAAUGUAAGAGAAAGAGAUAACCCUUCUUUUAAGUAGUUAAAUCAUUGAUGAUUUAUAUCACCAACUUUUAGAAUUUUCUAGUAAGUUCAUGGCAUUAGAAAAUUUUAGAAUAAUUUUUAGUGAAAUUAGAACAUUUAUUAAUGAAUAUAAUAAAUAUUUUUCCAGAAUAAAAUAUGGACCCUAUUUGUUUACUAAUAGAUAAAGGGAGAUAUAAUGUUUUGUUGUGUUUAAAGCCAUAAAAUAUGGCUUUUGUUAAGGAACAUUCAAGCCUGAACUCUAAAGUAAGAGCUUUUUUUUUAUGUUUUGGUUUGGUUAUUUUCAUUGCUGGGAGGUGAACAACCUAGGACUCACACUAGGCCAGCGUUCUCCGGCUGAGCCACACCCCCUAGCCCUCCAUGGCAAUCUUUAAAUGACUGUUUCCUAUUAUUGUAAGUGUUACACCCCUCAGAAUUCAUGACAAGGUGCUAUUUAUACUAUAUAUCUUACUGUAAGACAACUGCCAGUCUUUAGUCCUAAAUCAGUCAGCCCAUUUUACCAUCUCACCCCACAGCUUUGCUGUGUGAAAGGCAUGUUUUAAAAAGUGAAGUUGAAAAAGGAUUUCUGAGAUCUUUUACUGAAGAUUUUGUUUCUCCUAAUGAAAUACAUUGUCUUGUUAACAAAAUCUAUCUGUAAUUCUGUUACAUCAAAGGACUGGUAGCCCUUGUGUCACCAAAGUAUCCAGGGUGUGAAAUGCCAUUUCUUUCUCUGAUGACGAUGCAUGAGGUGCAGUGCAGUGGCGGUGGCCCCACGGUGGCCCCACCUGGGCGAACGGCUGGGCGGGGCGGGGCGGGGCGGGGCAGGGCGGGUGGGCUGACAGGAGGGUCGCGCAUGAACCGUGUGUGCUCAUCCUGUAAGUAGAAAGUAACUUCUCAAAGUACAAUUUGUAUUUUUUAAAAAGACUGUUUUAAAAGGAAAUUGCAAUUCAUUGAAUUGGGAAAAAUGGGUGAUUGACAGAGACCGUUUCCCUAACACUACAUCAUUUCUUGUGCUAGUACUUUAACUUUUUAAAGAAUUUACUUCUAUAUUUUGUAAUAUGACAUAUGCGUGUUUAUUUCUAAUUUCGAAUGUUGUGCGUACAGAAGGUAUGCGAUCCAAUCAGCCAGAUCAAACCAUUUCACCUAGAGUUUGGUACUGGUUUUUAGUUUUCUGAUUCUGUAUAAGAAAAAUAAAUGCAAUUGAAUUUCCA
This is a messenger RNA of Octodon degus (degu), 4594 nucleotides long. It is a transcript of the gene Wwtr1, whose product is annotated as WW domain containing transcription regulator 1. The record is from RefSeq and is a predicted model, not a curated record. Lineage: Eukaryota; Metazoa; Chordata; Mammalia; Rodentia; Octodontidae. Gene Ontology annotation, cellular component: cytoplasm; nucleus. The transcript is spliced from 7 exons. Gene Ontology annotation, biological process: positive regulation of transcription by RNA polymerase II; hippo signaling. Gene Ontology annotation, molecular function: transcription coactivator activity; transcription corepressor activity; protein binding. Bases 314 to 1507 code for a protein of 397 amino acids.